Danio rerio (zebrafish) is the source of this 3140-nucleotide messenger RNA. RefSeq names its product ceramide transporter 1a (gene cert1a). Gene Ontology annotation, molecular function: lipid binding. Gene Ontology annotation, cellular component: Golgi apparatus; endoplasmic reticulum; cytoplasm. Gene Ontology annotation, biological process: ER to Golgi ceramide transport; ceramide 1-phosphate transport. The record is from RefSeq and is marked validated. NCBI's taxonomy places the organism in Eukaryota, Metazoa, Chordata, Actinopteri, Cypriniformes, Danionidae.
ACGAUCUAGACAUAUUAGGAACACGACUAUCGCGGAGUUUUUCCCUCAGUUUUCCUGAUGUCAGACUGCAGUUCCUCGGGUUCAGAUGAGGAUUUGGACCCGGAGUCUGAGCUGCUAGACGAGCUCGGCGGCAAACUCAGUAAGUGGACAAACUACAUUCAUGGCUGGCAGGACCGCUGGAUUGCGCUGAAGGGCAAUAUUCUCAGUUACUACAGAUCAGCAGAUGAGAAGGAGUACGGCUGUAGAGGGUCCAUCUGUCUCAGCAAGGCUGUCAUCACACCUCAUGAGUUUGAUGAAUGCCGAUUUGACAUCAGUGUGAACGACAGCAUCUGGUACCUGAGGGCUGAACAUCCUUUGCUCCGACAGCAGUGGAUCGAUACCAUUGAACUGCAUAAGGCUGAGUCAGGCUAUGGGUCUGAGAGCAGUCUGCGGCGCCAUGGCUCUUUACUGUCCCUCACCUCUGCUGCCAGUGGCCUCUCCACCGCCUCCGCAUCCUCCUUAAAGAAAGCGUAUAGCCUGCAGGAGAAGCUAGCAGAGAUGGAGACCUUCCGGGACAUUCUUUGCAGGCAGGUGGACACACUGCAAAAGUAUUUUGACAACUGCGCAGACACUGAAAGUAAAGAUGAGCUCCACAGGGACAAAGUAUCUGAUGAAGAAGAAGAUUUUCCAACUUUGCGACCAGAUGCUGAUUAUCUGCUCAACAAUAACAACAGCAGCAAAGAGAAAUCGUUCUUUGUGAACACCCUCAAAGAUCCUGCAGGCAUUGAUUUCAAGGGUGAAGCCAUCACAUUUAAAGCCACAACGGCAGGAAUCCUGUCUACACUGUCCCACUGCAUCGACAUUUUAGUCAAACGAGAGGAGAGCUGGCAGAAACGACUCGAUAAGGAAAUUGAAAGACGAAGACGAGCUGAAGAUGCUUACAAAGCAGCACUGACAGAGCUGAAGAAAAAGCCUCAUUAUGGAGGACCAGACUAUGAAGAAGGACCAAACAGUCUGAUCAACGAAGAGGAGUUCUUUGAUGCUGUGGAAGCUGCGUUGGAUAAGCAUGACCAAAUCGAAGAGCAAUCCCAGGUGGAAAGGAGCAGGGCAUCUCGACAGAUCUCGCUCACUCCAGACACCUUUUCCUCCAUCAGCACUCAGAAAUACUUGACAAAGCCUCACAGUCACACGUCCUCCUUGUCCUCCGUCGACCUCAUAAGUGCCUCAGAUGACGUGCACAGGUUCAGUGCUCAGGUUGAGGAGAUGGUGCACAGUCACAUGACGUAUUCUUUACAGGAUGUUGGUGGAGAUGCUAACUGGCAACUGGUUGUUGAAGAAGGAGAUAUGAAGGUGUACAGGAGAGAGGUGGAGGAGAACGGCAUUGUUCUGGAUCCUCUUAAAGCCACUCAUGCUGUCAAAGGAGUCACAGGUCAUGAGGUCUGCCACUACUUUUGGGACACCGCUUAUCGGAAUGAUUGGGAGACUACUGUUGAAAGCUUUCAAGUGGUUGAGACGCUCUCAGAUCAAGCGUGCAUCAUUCACCAAACACUGAAGAGAGUGUGGCCUGCUUCCCAACGAGAUGUGCUUUAUGUGUCAGUUAUGCGUAAAAUUCUGUCCACCAAUGAGAACGAUCCAGACACCUGGCUGGUCUGCAACUUCUCAGUGGAUCAUGAUGGUUAUCCACCUUCUACUAGAUGCAUUCGUGCCAAAAUCAACGUAGCCAUGAUUUGUCAAACACUAAUCAGCCCACCAGAGGGAGACAAAGAGAUCAGCAGAGACAACAUCAUCUGUAAAAUCACAUAUGUCGCCAAUGUAAAUCCUGGUGGUUGGGCCCCUGCGUCAGUCUUGCGAGCCGUAGCCAAGAGAGAAUAUCCCAAAUUCCUCAAGCGCUUCACCUCGUAUGUUGAAGUGAAGACCAGCAGUGAGGCCAUCCUCUUCUGAACAACACGAGGUUCUCUACAUUUACACAUUGUUUCCUCAAUCGCCUGACGAACGGCCUUAUUCUCACUGAUCCACCAUCACUCCCACCAUAGAGCUGCUCUGUCCAAGUGCUCCUGACACUCUUUAUAAACCUUUUUCAAUCUGCAUUCAUACAGACUGAACAGCAACAGUACACCAACAAACACACUAGACCCACAUCACCAACACAAUCUGUUCACAUUCAAAAGGCCUUACUUGAGUUUUUCCCCCUUUCAGGGUUUUGUUAAAGUGUUUUACUUUUUGUAAAUAUUUGAUCAUAGUUUGAGUAUGGUCUUAAUUAAAUAUAUACACUGUAAACUUGAUGCCUUGAUCCAAUCUCAGCUGAUCGUGAGUUUUCUCACUGGCCUUGUUAAAUAGCCAUUUGUCUUAUGAAAAUUAAGUAGACUCCAGACUUGAGAUCUUUUGUACAGCUAGUCUGAAUGUGUAACGACAUGUACAUGUGAAGCCAUUACACAUUUAGAGUUUUGUCAUUCAUAAAUAAUGAUUUUGGCAAAGUGUACAUUCAUUGGGAACUGCUUGUAUAUAAUUUAAUCAUGCUGAAAAUGAAGAGGGUAUUUUGUUCGGGCUAUGAAAAGUUCGUUUUUUUUUUUUUGUUUUGUUUUUUAGAAAUUGUUCACCCAAAAAUGAUUUAGUCAAUUAGAAUUAGUCAUUAGAAUCAGUAGAUGUAAAUGGCUUUUUCCUUAAGUAGAACAUGAAAGAAGAUUUUUAGCUUAAAAUUGUGGUCUUUGGUGAUUCAUAAUCUACCAGCAAUUUCAGAGUCAAAUGAAUAGUUGUGGCUUAAUAUUAUAUUUAGGUGGAUCUAAAGGUCAUAAUAUUAUAAAUAAUGUUCCUUCUCUUUGACAGUAUGAUUGUUUCUGUUCCAGACAUUAGUGUAUCAGCAGCAGCCAUAAGUAUUCAUUUUAUUUUGCCUGUUUUUGUGUCUUUGGCUCUCAAACAGUAACCAUUGGCUAGCUAAACAUCUUCUUCAAUGUUCUACUGAAGGAAAAGUCACGUCUUAAAUGCUGAGGGGAAGUACAUUAAAAAGCAUUUCGUUUUUGGGUAAACCAUCCCUUUAAAUUCCAGACAUUUUGAUAAUAAUAAUAAUGAUAAUAAUAGUAAUAAUAGGUUUUAAAAGUGGUUUCACAAUGACUUUCCACUUUUGUUUUGUUUGCUUAAUAAACGGCUCAGCAAUUAUUAAUCUA